UUCCCUCCUUCUCCUCUUCUCUCUCCGCGAAAGGAGCCUUUCUAAAGAACAGGCGAGCUCGCCUCCAAUUGUCUCAGUCUAACGUCAUGGAAAGAGUUACUUUGUGUCGGUGCUGUGAGGGAAUUAAGCUGCUGAAACAAUACCGGCUCGGCUAAAUGAGAUGAUCCGGAGCGGGAGAAGGUUGUUGUGACUUGUGAUUUUUAAAAGGAUCGAGCGAAGAUGCGCAGGAACCUGUUUACGAGACACACGAAGCAAGUUUGUGUCUGAGAGAAGUAAAGACGGGCAUGUUGAGCUGCCGCAUUACCAUGUCCACGGAUACCGACGCUCCCAACAAAAGUGCAUUUUUCGCUUGGAAUUAUUUGCAUCAGGAACCGUUUCCAGGAUACGGAAUGUGACGAAAGUGCGAGAAGUGGAAAUAAAACAAAAGGUUCCGGUCCACUUCCUAAACUAAAGACUCGUUGCAGGAGCUAGUCGGUGAAACCGGUUUUUAAACUGCCGUAUUUGUCAUAGGGAAGUAGAAAUCUGUGCUAUUGUUGUGUUCAUACAAAUGAUUCGAUUUUUAGAACAAAGAGUAUUUUUAUCAACAGGCUAGUAAUAUUUUAUUGUUGAAGUAUAAGUUAAGCACAGGAAAAGUCAAGUAUAGUAAUUAAUAAGUCAAGGGAAGUAAACAGUGUUAGUGCACACCUGAUCCAUGUUACGUGAGAUGAGUUGAAAUAUUCAUGUAAGUGCCCUAGAUGUCUCCAAUACAGCUGCUAAGCAUCAUGUGCACAUAGAUGAUUAUUUGGUUUUAUUAUUAUUAUUGUUUUGGAACGUGAGGGAGUCAAGAUGUCAGUAAAAGCCAAAGCGCUUUAUACGUUCCAAAGUGAAAACAAAGAGGAGAUAAGCAUCCAGGAGAACGAAGAACUGAUUAUCUUUGACGAGAACUCUGUGGAUGGAUGGUUCCAAGGGGAGAACAGCCGAGGGGAGCGGGGUCUCUUCCCGGCAUCCUACGUGGAAGUCAUCCGCACCCGUUCCAACUCCAACGUGACCGAUUGUUCCAUCAGCCCGGCAGGUUCUUUGGGAAAUGACACCUGUUUCUUGCCCUCUACUACCAACACCACCCUAAACACGCAACCGACUUACUACGAUAUCGACGAUGAUGACGAUUGGGAUGACUGGGACGACAGGUCCACUGUAGUGGAAGAUGGCGACCAUGGCCGGGGCCCUGGGGCCAACGGGCACUCACAUCAGAUGCCGCAGUCCAACAACCCCAAUGUGCACUACAGGGCCAAGCCGCCUAUGGAGAGGCAGGACAGCAUCUCCAGUUCCAGGAAGGGCAGCAUGGUGGGCCGCAAUUUGAACCGCUUUUCCAGCUUUGUUCGCUCUGGUGUAGAGGCGUUUGUGCUGGGGGACGUGCCCAUGAUGGCGAAGAUAGCUGAAUCCUACACCAUCGAGAUGAACCCCCAAGGCCCCAGUUGGAAGGAGAGCCCGCAGCCUUUCUCCUGCUCCAUCGAAGAUCCCACCAAGCAGACCAAGUUUAAAGGUAUCAAGACGUACAUUUCGUACCGGGUGACGCCGAGCCACACGGGUCGGCCGGUGUACAGACGCUACAAGCACUUUGACUGGCUCUACAACCGCCUAUUGCACAAGUUCACUGUGAUCUCAGUGCCUCACCUGCCGGAGAAGCAGGCCACGGGGCGUUUCGAGGAGGACUUCAUUGAGAAGCGCAAGCGGCGACUGAUCUUGUGGAUGAACCACAUGACCAGCCACCCGGUGCUCUCCCAGUACGAAGGCUUCGAGCACUUUCUGAUGUGCGCCGAUGACAAGCAAUGGAAGCUUGGCAAGAGACGCGCCGAGAAAGACGAGAUGGUAGGGGCGCACUUCAUGCUGACCCUCCAGAUCCCCAACGAGCACCAGGACCUUCAGGACGUGGAGGAGCGGGUGGACACUUUUAAGAACUUUACUAAGAAAAUGGACGACAGUGUCAUGCAACUCACUCACGUCGCCUCGGAGUUGGUUCGCAAGCAUCUGGGCGGUUUCAGGAAGGAGUUCCAACGACUGGGCAACUCUUUCCAGUCCAUCAGUCAAUCGUUUAUGUUGGACCCCCCACACAGCUCCGAGGCCCUCAACAACGCCAUCUCACACACUGGCCGCACCUACGAGAACAUCGGGGAGCUGUUUGCCGAACAGCCCAAGUACGACCUCUUCAAAAUGCUGGACACGCUGUCGCUCUACCAAGGCCUGCUCGCCAACUUCCCAGACAUUAUUCAUCUACAGAAAGGUGCCUUUGCCAAGGUGAAAGAGAGUCAGCGUAUGACGGACGAGGGCAAGAUGGACCAGGACGAGGCGGACGGCAUCCGCAAGCGCUGCCGGACGGUGGGCUUUGCGCUGCAGGCCGAGAUGAGCCACUUCCACCGACAGCGUGAAGUGGACUUUAAGGACAUGAUGCAGGCGUACCUCAGGGAGCAGAUCGCCUUCUACCAGCGCGUGGUGCAGCAACUGGAGCGCACGUUGCGCAUGUACGAGUGUCUUUAAGGACUGCAAACCAGAGGACGCUUCGGAUUCUGUGAGACUUACUGUGCACCUAUUACAUAUCAGACAACGUUACGGCGUAUUGUUUAAUUUACAUAAUUUAAGGUAUGAUAACAUUACGUUAAACGGGUUCAGUCCCCUUCUCUUUGUCGUCACGAUAGAAUGUCAUUUUCUUUCUUAAACGCAUUAGCUGCCAAUGACGUUGAUAGACGUCCAAAUGGAUUGAACCUCUAUUGCAGUCAAUGGCAGGUAAUGCAUUAAAGGGACAGACAACACCUAUACCAUGUGCAUCCCAGCGGAAAGAAUCUUAUUUAAUCAAAUGGAAAAAAAACAAUUUUAGAGUUCCGGUGUGUUAUAGUGGAGAAAAACAAAAAUAAAUGCAAUUAUAUGAGACCUGAGUAAAUCCUCAUCAUCUGAUUGGUUGUUUGUUGUCGAUUGUUUUCCCCAUAUUGCAAUUUGGAUCCAUUUGUCAUGCAAUUUUGGAUCCAUUGCACGGGGGCCGGAGUUGGGCUAGGGCAUAGCACACUCACCGUAUUCAGUGAAGAAAAUAAGUAUUUUAACACCCUGCUAUUUUGCAAGUUCUCACUCUUAGAAAUCAUGGAGGAGUCUGAAUUUUCAUCGUAGGUGCAUGUCCACUGUGAGAGACAUAAUCUCAAAACAAAAAUCCAGAAAUCACAAUGCAUGUUUUUUUUUAAACAAUUUGUACGUGUGAUAGAGCUGCAUAAGUAUUUCAACACCUGUCGAUCAGCUAGAAUUCUGACCCUGAAAGACCUCUUCGUCCGCCUAUUAAAAGUCCAUCUCCACUCCAUAUAUUACCCUGAAUGACUUGUUUGAAGUCGAUAGCAGCAUAAAGACACCUGUCCUUGGUCAUAAUUCCACUAACUGUGUUUGGAGGAAAAAGAAUGAUGAGUACUAGAACAAGAACACCAUCCCUACUGUGAAGCAUGGGAGUGGUAGCAUCUUGCUUUGGGGGUGUUUUUCUGUGUCUGGGACAGGACGAGUGCACUGUAUUGAAGAAAGCAUGACUAGGGCCCUGUACAGUAAGAUUAUGGGAACAACCUCCUUCCUUUAGUCAGAGCAUUGAAGAUGGGUCGUGCCUGGGUCUUCCAACAUGACAAUGACCCAACGCACACAGCCAGGAGAAACCAAGGAGUGACUCUGUAAGAAGCAUAACAAGGUUCUAGCAUGGCCUAGCCGGUCUCCAAUAGAAAACCUUUGGAGGGAGCUCAAACUCCGUGUUUUUUAGGUAUAGCCCAGAAACCUGACUGAUGGGUGGGCCAAGAUCCCUCCUGUAAUUUGUGCAAACCUGGUGAAAAACUAAAGGCAACGUAGGCUACUGUACAAAAUAUUAACAUUCGUUUCUAAGGUGGUCAAAUACUUAUUUGCAGCUGUAUCACACAAAUAAAUUGUUAAUAAAUCAUACAUUGUGAUUUCUGGAUUAUUGUUUUUAGAUUAUCUCUCUCACAGUGGACAUGCACCUGCAAUGAAAAUUUCAGCCCCUCCAUGAUUUCUAAGCAAAAUAGCAGGGUGUUGAAAUACUUAUUUUAUUCACUGUAUGUAACCUAUGCACAGAAAAAAUUACGUGCUGAGCACUAGCAUCUAUAUAGCUAGCUAGCUAGCUAGCUAGCUAUAUAAAUGGAGCAUUUCAUUUUUCACCUGAUAAAAUAUUCUGUCCAUUGCACUCAUUAAGAUUAAAUGACAGCUGCCAUUUAAUCAAUGCCUGUACUAUUUUAGCCAAUCAAAUGCGAGAAUCCUAGAUUGCCCCCCCCUUCAAUAUGAUGUCAUUAGACCAUUAUUACAUGCACCUGCGCUUGAGUCUUGUGUGUGUGUGUGUAUGUGGGUUGCUUUAACUGAUGUCACAAAAUGGCUACCUUUGUAAACGGUGUCAUUUUUUUGUUUUGUUAAAAUUGAUUUAGCAAAUUAUCCAAAAGACAAAGAAAUUUGCAUGCUUAAAUACUUUGAGCAAUGGUGUUGUCUGUCCCUCAAAUGAACUGUUAGCAUCACAUCUUUUUAACUCACAUCGCACUGUGUGUGGAACGGCGACUAAUCCAAAUGUUACCAAAGUGCCUUAAAGUGGUUAACUCGUUCACUGCCAUCGAUGGGGCUAAAAGGUCGAUCCAUUUGAACUGGGAGGGCUAGGAGUGAAUUAUUACCAUCAAGCUUUCGUAAUUUUCUAACACAAAAACGAACUGAACUGAAUUAAACCAAAGUGCGUGACUUGGUAGGAAAGUACAUUUUAGGAAGUUGUGUUAUUGUGCAAAAAAACGCUAGCUGGAAAUAAACAUAGGGUAUUGAAGCAUGUUUUUUACAGGAUGUGAUUAAAAAUGGCGCUUUUUAUUUGUUAGAAAAGAAAAACAAAUGUUCUUUUGUUAAGUCGAGAGUAUGUUUGUGUUUUUUUCAGACACAUUUGUUGUCGCUUGAAUGUUUUUGAUGGCCCGUGAUGUGGAUGAAAAUUUUCUGUGUGUUUGGGAUUGACAUUCCGCUGUGCUUGUUUAGAAAUCGCGACAUUCCAAAGCGCCAAUUCGGCUUCCUAAAGUGAACACAUCCAAAUGUUACCAUCUUCGUUUUUUGAAAAAUAUCCUUUGACCAUUUUUUUCUGGCAGUUUCUCCCACAAGUCCGAAUUUUCCUGCGUCUUUUUUUUUUCUACUGCGGAGCUCAUUUUUCUUUCUGCUUUUAUAAUUUAAUCUGUCCUUGUGUGGGGAAAAUGUGCAGGCAGACUCUGAAAAAUACAGAAUAGAAAAGGUUUAAGGUGAAAAUAUCCUUUGGAAUGAAAGUUGGUGUUAAGCUUGUGGUGAGAUGGCUAAACAAAUUGCGGAUGUGCGGAUUUUGAGAGUUUACAGGAAGUCAAAAAAUGCUGAGUCAUUCCUUACUUGGUUCAAGGGAAGGGGACAUAGAAACUUUUUAAUAAAACAAACAACAACAACAAAAAUUGGUUUGUUGUCUUGUCUUCACAAUUUCACAUAUCAGUUGCAUUUGGGGCAAGUGCGAUUGUGCCCUACCAAAUCCAGUAAAUGGCACUGAUGCAACCAUCUACAAUAUUUCCUUUUUUUUUUUUCAUUGGUGUUUCUCUGGCACGCCACCCUGGCAAAACCGUUUGACCCAACGACACUGUUCAACACCAAAACGACCAGAAUUCUCGCAUGACGCACGCUGUCUUUGUUUGACACGCAAAAAAAAAAAUACUGUUCAGCCAAAAAUGCUGGCGUUUUGUAAAACAAAGGGAAAAAAACAGAAAUUUCAAAACACUACUUGUCGUAAAUUUUUUGACCAAAUCUCAUGUUUUGCACCUGAAAAAAAUCAGGACACUCAGGGUUGGAUAUGGUUUUGCCAAAAACGUACCCAAUCUUUUCUAAAGGCCAAAACCUCCUUUUCAUUUCCAAUGGCUCUAUUCACCAUUCAUUUCACUGGCAUAAAAGCUGUCCAUUCCCCACAUCAACAGGAAGUGAUUCCAGAAUACCCCCAAAUUAUCAAAAAGUGAAUUCCCAAUGACCCAAAUCAACAGGAAGUGAUCCCCAAAAUGCCACAAAACUGACAAGAAGCACCCCAAAAUGCCCUCAAAUCAACUGGAAGUGACCUCAAAAUGCCCCAAAAUCAACAAGAAGUGACUGGAUAUCAACAGGAAGUGACACAGUACUGAGACAGCACUGUUAAAAACCUUUCUGUGGAUAAUGGAAACCCAGCUGAGCUUCUUUUACUAGACCUCACAGAUACAUUUGAUACAGUAGACCAUACAGUACUUGUAUCUCAUUUAGAACAAUUCAUAGGCAUCCGUGGCCAGACCCGUGCGGUCCAUAGGGUGAGUAAGGCAAACGCUAGGGCCGUCACAGCGUACAAAAGGGCGUCAAGAAAAUUUUUUUCAAAUAAUAUUUGGUAAUAGCAGUAUUCGAAAAAAUUAUACAAGAAAAUAAAACAAAAGAACAUCAAUACGUAUAGUAAUAAGUCUUUAAAUAUUAAUGAAAUCACAUGUCUAAUGUGCCUUCUGGCCGUUUCAAUGUUUCCUGUGAUGCGGCAAUUUCACCACAGUCUCUUAUCCCAAAGACUACCUGAAGGUGUUAUUUUUAUGCAAUCCUCCGCAAACGAGCAAAGUCAUGAAAGGACAAAAGCCCUCCGGGUUGCAUUUUAAAAAGAAAGAAGAUACAAGAGGUGCAUAAACGUGAAAAAAAAGGUUUGUUGUGAUGAAUUAAAAAAAAAAAAUUGCAUAAACACAUAUACUUAGCGCAAUUGCAAGCUAGCGGUUAUUUACAUAGAGUUUAGAUGAUAUACUGCUAAAGCUAAAAUAUACUGUAUAGCCAGGCCUGUUUUAGUAAUAUUUUCAGUAUUCAGCCUAUAAUACCGAUUAAAUGCUACUGACGUUAGGUUAACACUCAUUUUUACACUUACAUGAUAUAAAGACUUUUUUAUAGGAAUUAAAUGAGUAAUAUCAAGAGAACGCCGCAAUUGUGUAGACGUAAAUUUGAGGUUGUACCUAAUUAGCUAAUUCAGGAGAUUUAAUGUAUAAUUUUUGGGGGAGAAAAUAUGUGUUUUUUCCAAGACUUAAAUUGUAUACAGUUAAUGAUCUCCUCCUUGAAAAUCAUCCACAUGCUUUCACACAUUCCACUUAAAUCCCAGAUGCUUGUUUCUUUCAUUUGGGGAAUGGAACAUUAGGAGCGGCGAUGAUGUCAUUUGGCUCACAGGAGGAAAUGUCAUCAAGUGAAAAGACGCUGUGGAGGAAAUAAGGUACAGUACGUACAAUUGUAACUUGACUUAUGAAAGUCACUAGGGAAGUUUUUUAAAGAUUUGAGAUGUGUCAUGGCCAAUUUUUAUGGUACAAUAACUACUAGACAGUAGUUUUACACUUAACAGCAGAAAGCAAUUUUUGAAAAAUUCUUUAAUAAGAGGCUUUAAAGUGUUUAUUGCCACUUCCAGUUAAACAUAAACCAAAGGGAAUUACACAUACAGUAUAUUAAACCAUAACACAUUACCAUGUGAAGGUCUGCUAGCUUAAUGCUAACAUGCAAUGCUACAAAGUUACAACCUGUUAACUAAUCCGUUUCAACAGAGAAGGGAAAAAAGUGUAUUGCAUUUUAUGUUAUUUGAGUUUGGGAUUUCAGAAUUUUAAUUUCAAAUGCAAGUCAUUUUAAGUUUUUUAAUAUCCAUGAAGAUAAAAACCAGUGUGAUUGACUUUAAUGAUUUUCUCCUUGUAUGUGCUUGCGCACGAAUCCCAGCUACAUGUUUGAAAAAUGUAACAUGAGUAGUGGCCAUGACGUCGGGUUACUCACCAGAGGAAAUGUCAUCUAGUGCAAAUAUUGGAGGAAAUGUAUAAUUUUGGACCUACUAUUGCAAAGUUACUUGUUCAUUAUUAUUUUUGGCACAUCCCGUGAAGGGCUUGUAGGGCCAUCUUUGGAAAUGUUCAAACAUUAUAUUGUCCCAUUGGAAAUUAGGGAAAAUUAAAUAAUGUGCUCCUGUGUCAAAAUUCGGCAUCAUCAGCCCUGCGGUGGUCUUAACCCUCUAUAGCAGUGGUCCCUAAACUUUUUUGCACCAUGGACCGGUGUCAUGUUGGCGAUUUUUUUCAUGGACUGGCAAUAUGUGAUAGACAAUGACGAUAAAUAUAAAAUAACAGGACUGGGCUACAAAAGAAAAUCAAGUGCAGGGAAAAUGUAACUCACCAUACGCUGAAUCAACCUUUUUUAACAGUGGCCUCUCCUGAAACUUGACGGCAAAUAUCCUUGGCAUAAUGAGUUCUACAAUCAUGAAAGGUUUCUUGGCUUUGGCAAUACAGUUCGCCACGAGGUAUGUUACUCUCAGCGCAUUUGCUUUUGUUGCCUCGUUUGCUAGCUUUUAGCCACAUAUAAUGCAGAGUAGACUAGGUUGUAGGCUCCUCUUCUGGCUCAGCAGGUGGCGUUUUCCCCAUAAAAAGCUGUCCAAAGACGUCGCCGCACACAGCCAACAGCAGCAAAUGUUAUUGUUUUCGUUGACUGACGCUGGGCUGCUAUAGACCCUACUCACCUACGUCACAAAAUGGGCGUGUCGCUGUUUCCGGCCGCCAUAUUGUACCUAUUUUUUUAGACCUUUUCUCAUUGUUUUCAAUUAGUCGAGCAAGUUAUAGAGCAAUUCAUGGAAGCCCCGGUGUUAUCUGACGCUGUAAACUCAUUGGAUGCGUUGCAUAAAAGGCGUUACGUGGAAAAGCUUCCGUUUAUCCAUUCGCCAGAUCCGUAUUUGAUCCCUAAAUCGAUGUUUUCGACCCGCUGGCUUCGCCUGACAUCUGAUAUCCUGAUAUUUACAACUAUCUUGUCCACACAAAAUCAGCCUAUUCUCACGAAAGUUUGAAAAACUUUAAGAGCUUGGAGGCUUAUAAAUGCUACGUUGCUGGUUGGGUGAAACAGGUCCUCGUACACGAAAAUUCGGCAGGAAUCUUGUGCUCGGAAGGUGAGUUACGAAAUUUUCAAUUCAAAAUCUUUUGUUCUUGCUAACAUCCACUGUCAAGUCUAAUGUAUUUCAUAUUAUUUGUCAAUGGAGCUAGGGCUUUUAAUGUUUAUAUGGUUUAGCGAUAGCACUCUCACUAUAUACAUUUAUAAUAUGUAAUAAAUAUGAAGUGCGAUAGCACUACUCCAGAUUGUCCCUAGUUGAAUUUAUUUUUUGGCUUUUGACCUCAAUAGUGAAAUUGUAAAUUAAUUGUAUGACAACUGUCUGAUUAUCCCCUUAUAAUUAUAUAUUUUCAGGUAGUUCAUUCACAACGUCUGAGUGUAUGUUGUCGGCGAUUAGCCUAGCAAUGAUCUUAAUUGUGGUUGUCAGCCCAAAACCCUCUAAAUAUAUAUUAAAUGCAUCUUACCAGAUAUAAAAUGACUAAUACAUAAUCUGUGGUAGUCGAUUGGAGCCCAGUUUUCUCGUCGAAUUGCAGCAGUCAAUCUCGGUCUCCUCUUCGGGUCUCUCGGAAUACGGUAAAAAUUCAAGUCUCUCCGUCUAUCUUCUCUGUUUUUGCAACCGACCGCCACACACGACUUCACCAUUUUGAUUAUUAAUGUUAACGAGCAGAAAAACACGCCAUAAUAGGAGGAAUUUACGAAGCGCUAAUGCAUUAACAUGACGAGUAUCCGGACAACAUGGCGCGGGGGCGUGGCUGUGACGUCACGUGAGUAGGGUCUAUAAGUGUGCAAACACCCCAGUAAUGGUGGCCAACCACUAGAGGGAGACGUACACCAAUCUCUACUCAGUCAAUAGAGAAGACAGGCAUAUUGAUGUGUCAAGUGGCACAGGCCAGAUUGCGGUUGUAAAAAAUUUUUUUUUAAAUUAUUUCUUUGUGGCCCAGUUGCAAAUGCGCCACAGAUCGGUAUCGGUGCUCGGCCCGGUGGUUAGGGAUCACUGCUCUAUAGGGCACUAAUUUAACUAAUUGGCUCCUAUUGAGGGGCCUACACGUCCAAUCCAUUUUGACUGGGAGAGGUUGGCAGCGAUCAUUCAUUGCCAGUUCACAGCCAGUCCUCCAAUUUUAAAUGAAUUGGGCGGCAUAGUGGCAGGCAAUUGGUUAGAGCAACACUAGUUAACUUUUCAACCUUAUAAAAAUAUUUUUAUAACAUUUGUGAUUUGUCGACUGACGACUAGUUGAAUAACACCUCUUUUAUAUCUCGAGGGGGUCUGUAUCGCUUUCACCGGCACUAAUUAACUUUGAGGAGGGUGGCAGGAACCCUGCCACACAAAAAAUAAAACUGCAAAUGUGCUGCUUUACGGCAUAAGUCACUUCCCCCUUUUCCCAUUCGUUAUAAAGACGGAAGUCGAUGCUAACGUUUUCGCGCAAAUUCUGCAAGGUUGGCAAAGCAAUAGAAACAAAAAAUUUUGUCUGAGGAGGAAAAAGAAAGGGCGGCUACCAGGGGCGGACUGGUAAUCUGUGGGUUCUGGAGGAUCACAGAACGGCCGGUGCACUGGACGGCCGGCGGCCGCCAUUCAUUAUUCAUCACUGUUUUUAUCCCCCCUAGCCUCUGAUUAUCUACAGUUCGCAUCCAAUCCGACAGGUGGCAGCAAUGCGCCUGGCUGUUAGAAGAACGAAGAAAGCACUGAGUAGCCUUCAUUGGUUCCUUCUGCAAGCAAAAUAGCGACGAGCGUUAAUGGUGGCAAAAAAGAAAAAGAGAAGGGUGGCGCGGAGAAGGUUAGGGAGAAAAAAAUUAAAGAAACUGGAGAGCGAAGCAUUAAAAUGUCAUAAGUUGACAAAUAUUUUCGCAAGCAGCAGUCUGGCUGCAACGGCCAGGUCGGGUAAAAGCAGCCCAGCCCCCGGCGAUGGUGAGAGGGGGAGCGGGAGCCGCUCUGUGACGUGCAACCGGUACAGGGAGAGAGAAAAGAAGAGGAAGGGGGCAAUGACAAGCUGGUGGAAGUUCCUCAGACAAGCGCAGGGCAAGUAAAAAGGGAUGAAGAGGGUCACUUGCUCGGUGUACUGGCAAUUGUUAUCCACCAGGUAGCUACAUUUUAAAUGAAAUAAAUGACAAUUAAAGGGUUAGUGCCAGUGAGUCCAUGUACCCGAUUGCAAUCGUGUCAAGUUAGCUAGUCCUACUAUCAUUCUCCUCAGAAAAAAUAUUUUAGAUGUAAAACAACGUAUGCACACGCAGCAGCAAUAUUAAUGCAGAAGAAAUAUAACAAAAUAUUAAUAAAAUGAAUGGUUUCACUUUAAAGUUUAGGUAGUUAAAUUGAUAUGACAUAUAUUUUUAAUCAUUUAUAUAUCGUUUUGUUUUCUGGUUAAUACUUUCCAAUAAAGGUUAUGUAUACAGGAUUUGUCUUGAAAUGUUUAUUGUAUUUUCAUUGAAAUUUAUUAUUUGUAUGGCAAGAUUAAUUAUAGCAGGGGUCUCCAAACCGGUCCUCAAGUGCCGCUGUGGCCCUGGUUUUUGUUUCAACCAUCGAGUACCAACAGUUUAACCAAUGAAGUUUCUGCUAAAACAAGCAGCACCUGACUGCAAUCAACUGAUUACACUUUUAAGACACCAGAUUGGUGCAUAGGUGUUGUCUUGUUAUGUAGGAAUUAAAUCCUAAGCGCUGCGGCCCUAUGUGGAAUAGUUUGGAGACCACUGAAUUAUGGCAUAAACAAUGAAAUCAUUUUAUAGACAGAGAUAUAUAGAGAUAUAUUAUAAUCCAUUGGAUACAUAAAACUUAAAUUACACGAAAUAAAUUAUUUCAUUUGUUUAUUCAGGUUGACCAUAGAGCUAGACCAGAAAAUUAACCCAACUCCAGUUCAGCCUUGCAGUACUUUAAGUGCCCCAAGUCAGAGAGUCACAGGCUAGACACAUUUUCUUCAUUUUCUCUCAAAGUGCACGAAAUUGAUGCAUUUUACAAUAAAAUGUUUAAAAAAUGUUUUUUAAAUCGCCCCUUGGGGGGCAUGCCCCCGGACCCCCCUAGGGGGUCUGUGUUUCCCCUUCGUAUAGUGAUUCUUGUGGGCUGGGCUGAGUCAAAGUCCAGGGCUGCUUUUUAGUCCCAGUCCGCCCCUGGCGGCUACUAGGGCUGGGCGAUAUGGCCUUAAGUACGUAUCACGAUAAAUUGAGCAGAUUUACCUCGAUAACGAUAAAUGGCAAUGAAUUCGCCCAAGCGGACUGUUAUAUAAUUUGACAUUUUAAAUCAAUGCAUUGAAUACAAAUUAACCAUUUCUCGUUAAAUUUGUUUACCAGCUUUCAAUUUAACAAUUGCACAUGCAGUCUAAACAUUAAGUAUUUAAAAAAAUCUUGUAAACGAUAAGAAUUCUAGUGUGAACAUUUAUAACAGCUUGUAUGACUUGAAAAAUGUACAACAUUAUAAAAAUCAAUAUGACGACUGUGCAAACGUCAUUCUAACACAAAUGACUUGCAGCUUUAACAGUACACUUCAGACAAUUUAUUGGUAAUGUCUGCUAUGACAUAAUUAUUCAACACAAGUGUUUACGUCAAGGUUUCAGGUUUUUUUUGUAUUGCUCUGAUGCCAAUGAAAUAUUUAAGGUUUUAUGAUGGAAGAAUAAAGCAAACACAUACAGAAAAAUAGCUGUGGCCAUUAAACUGUCAUAUUAUGUAUAGGCUUCACUGUUGGAUUAUACUUUAGGCUGAGUGCUUUACCAUCAUGAAAGCUUUCAGAGAAAUCACACAGAUUUACGCGACAAAAAUAAUUGCUACAUGAAGUCCGUGCCCACUCCACUCAUUAAUUUCAGCCGUUUCGACAAGGUUAGAGCCGUUAUCCGACUCUUUCACGUUCUUUUGUAGCCGCUGUUAGCCACUAGCGUUAGCCUGUGGCUUGGCUACCAGAAGAAAGCACUGAAAGCAUCCUCUCCUGAAAUCGUGAGAACCAGGGAGGACAGCGGGUGAAAGCCCGUCUGGAACCCGCCAAAAGUUUACUUAAUGUCGGGUGAUAGUUUGGAGAAGCUAACUUAAGCCCGACUCCAUCCCGUUUACCUGUAGCGUUAGCCGCUGGCGUUAGCCUACCGGGCUUCUGUUUGUUUGUCUUCCUGAAAACCACGUGACUCCAUACGUAAGCACACUGUCUGCUUUCUUAAAGGGGAAUGAACAUAGCCGAACAACACAGAGUCAAAGCGGGAUGAAAAGACUAUAUUUUCUUGUUUUAUUAAAUUACCGAAUUUGCUGACAUGGUCAAAAUUACGUCUGUCAUUGUGAAGAAUUUCGGUGACGGUAAAUUUUCUGUUUACCGCCCUGCUCUAGCGGCUACUAGGAUAUACAGACUAAACAUUGGCCCGGCUUUCACUCGCUGACGUGACGUAUCACCACCCCCCCACCACCCCGCCCCCAAACUGGACGGGUCGAGGGAUUGGCCACACUAAGCAAAACAGUUGCUAACCGUCAUAUGCUAUUGUUUGGUCACAACUAAACAAUUAUUACUUUUCAUCUUUCACACAGCCACUGGAAACAGAAAUGUUUUUUAAUUCAUCUGCAAGCGACCAUCAUGAUUUUACUACACUGUGCGGAUGUGUGCUGGUCCUCAUGGGAAGUCUUCCUAAAGGCAAAACACUACUGCUUUUGUCCACCAACGUCGCUAAAAUCGACUAAAAAUGAAAAGUUACCAAGUGUUGCUUUAAAUACCACGAAUGCCAAUAUUGACAUAAUAAUACAACAUUUCUGUAAUAUCACCCCCCCACCCCCAAAUACAGAUAUUUUGCCCAAACUCAGUACACGCAUGGAACAUGAAGUAGGCCUGAGCUGCAAAAAUGAUGUGCAGUGUCUGGACAUCAGUGAUUGACUGGUGACAGAUCCGUUCUCCAUCCCAGCCAGAACCCUCAUGAAUAGGAGUGUGACAAAAUAUCGAAAUGGUGAUAUAUCAUGAUACUUUGUAUCCUAAAAGGUUAUCGAUAUGCUCCUGCCAAGAAUCGAGAUAUCGUUUUAAAAAUGUGUCAAUGUUUAAAAAAUAAAAGGAACCAACAAGUUGCUACCAAAAUCGUCGACCAUGAUAGUGUCUCAGUUAACUAUAUGGCUUCCAUUGACGGCGUUGGAUGCCCAGUCUGUGAAGACAGGGAAGGGCGAAUGAACGGAACAUUCACUGUCACUCUUUCCGAUUUUUGGGGCUUUUACAGGUCACUUUCUGUUCAUUUGAGGGGAUUUACAGGUAAUUUCCUGUUGAGUUUGAGUCACUGCCUAUUCAUUCCCGGCUCACUUCCUGUUCUGUAACCCAAAAUUAACAGGAAGUGACCCAUAAAAUGCCCCAAAAUCAACCAGAAUGACUGAAAAUAACGAGUAAUGACCUGAAAUGGCCCAAAAUUACCUUGUUGCCAGGCAUUGGCUGUCACUGAUGACCAUAGAAGUGAGAGUGGCUGCCAUUGACGGUGCUCGACGCCCAAUCCAUUUAGACUGGGAACGUUUGUUCAUUUGAAACCAGGGCAUUCACAAUCAUUUUUUCCGAUUUUCGGGGCAUUUACAGGUCGCUUUUUGUUCAUUUUAGUGCAUUUACAGGUCAUUUGGCGUUGAGUUUGAGUCACUGCCAAAUCAUUUGGGAGAUUUGCGGGUCACUUCCUGUUCGUUAACUCAAAAUAAACAGGAAGCGACCCAUGAAAUACCCCAAAAUCAACAGAAAGUAACUGAAAAUCAACAAGUAAUGACCUGAAAUGGCCUAAAAUUACCUCAAUGCCUGGCAUUGGCUGCCACUGACGGCCAUAGACGUUCAAUCCGGUUCAUUCGCUGCCAUCCCUCCCACUUCAAAUGGAUUGGACGUCUACUAGUGAUAAACUCAUUCCAAUUCACAGCAGAAGUUUCUUUUUCUAUUUAUUAGUUGUUUUGUAGAAUGUCCUAGAAUGAUUUCCUGAAUGUAUCGAUAAUCGUAUCGCCAUAUCAUCGUUAUCGUGAACUUUGUAUCGCAAAUCGAAUCGUAUCGUGAGGUAUCAAGAGGUUCCCACCCCUACUCAGGAAGAUGAAUAGCAUAGACAAUCUAAUGGAUGGAUAUUGCUGCAUACUUCUGGAUGCUUGAGGUGGUCCGCAGUUUUUUUUUUUGCACGCUCAACUACUCCCUUGCGUAAGCCCUUGCAAAGGGAAAAAGUGUUGGGUUGCACCCGCGCAACGAGAGCACCUGGUAAAACCAUUACAGCCGCUCUAGGAAGUGGCAGCUGAUGUAUGUAUAAAAAAGAUAAAAAUGCUGAGUGAAGGAAAGGGAGAGCGUCUGCAUAGUUCGGCUGGAAGACGGAAAAGUUGCAAACGCUGAGUCGUCUGCUCUUUCCCACUGUCGUCCUUCCUUUCCCACAGUUAAGCUUUGGGCGGGCAACACUGUGAUGCGAUCACAUCACUCUUCUUCUUUGACAAGUGAAGCAAUACUGUGACACUUUUGUUGUCUCACCACUGAAGCCGCCGACCCCACUGACAUAGACUUGACCUCUGAACUCAUUCUGUUCCUCUAAUUUAAGCAUGUGAAGAAGCAGAUGGUGAAAAGCAACUCAGAUGCUGUACGUUCUGCUUUUGUACUUUGUAUAUUACUUUAAAUUCAAUGGCAAAACUGUGUCUACGUAGCAGUGUCGUUUUUGACAGCCAUUUUAAAUUUCGUCUUAAUCUUUUGGGUGAUAAUACUCAUUAGGCUUAGUCAUACUUUAGUCAUCUCAAAAUGUGUUUGUCUUCGUCUAGUUUUUGUUGACGAAAACUCAAGACUAAAUUCGUUCAGUUUUAGUUGACGUUUACUACAAAUGUUUUCGUCAGUAAAAUUAAAAUAUAUACUCCAAAAUAAAUAAAGGUUUGCAACUAUUUUGAAUGAACAUUGACAGGCGAGCAUCUAUUGUAGCAUCUACAAGGACAAUAGCAACUUAUUAAUUAUAGGCGAUAUACUGUAUGUAAAAAGUUGUCCAAGAGUUUAAGACGACGCUCGCUGUUAGCAUUAGGCUAAUGCUAAUGCAAAUGCUAUGCUAGCGCUAGAUCACUCAGCACAGACCUUUAACCCCUUCUUGCCAAUGUAUCACAUUUGAUACUUACAAUUUCAUGAUUUUGAGACUAAUUCAGAAUUUUAAAAUAUCGUUCCUCAAAAAAAAGAAGAAAAAAAAAAGAAAAAAAUAAUGGAUGCAAGCCAACUCAUGCAUCUGCAGGUUCCAUGAAAAUCUAAUCUAGUUACUUUACUGAUUACUUUAUUGUCAAAGUUACUAAGUUACUUUGAAAGUAAUUUAUCAGUGUUGGGUCUAGAACACCUUCUUCAAUUUAGCUGUUGACCCAGAGCGAUGUGACAAAGGCAGGACACAAGGAGGCAGGAGUCAGAGAGUAGACUUUUACCAAGCUGCAGUUUGGGGAGAGGUCUGAGAUCGGGCAACGUGACUAAGAGCGUCUCAUUAAAGUCUCUCUCAGAGCUCCCCGCGCUGCUGACUUUUAUUGAGGGCUUGUUGCUGGGCAUAAUAUAGUUACAACACUGUUGUCCAACGUGGCAAUUUCGAUCGGGCAAGUUCCUUAUUCUAGUCAUUGAUUAAAUUAACAGUCACACUCUUGAGCGAGCAAGAUAACUUUGUUUUGAACACACAUUUGCACUCGAAGUAGCUUGGUGGAAAAGUACUGAGACGUUGUGUGAUGAAUCAACAUAUGUGCGUGUAUCUAUUUAUCAGCAGAAUGUGAGCAAUUGCCGGUCAUAAAAAUGUAAGCACAUGAUUAUGGCCUAAAAACUGUAUUCUUCAUAAUAGCUUGGGAGAGCGCGUAUAAUAGCUGUGGGAGAGCAAACUUAUAUAACCAGCAGAGUAUAAUGGUCAUACAAUCAAGCAUAUCUUACAAUCAGUUACUUUUUAUCAUUUUUUUUCUCAUUUGCCACCUCAACAUAAGAAUGACAACAGAAAAAUGUCAUUGCAUGUAAUUGACUUUCCGAUAAUUGAAUUUAAAGGGGAAGAUUAGAAUUUUUUACAUAAGGUUUGAUCUUCGAGUUAACGGGGGUGUAAUUAGUUGAUGGAGUUGAUUUCAACUACCAUUGACUCGUGCGAGUUUAGCUUAGCACUGAAACUAACAAAUAACUGACAAACUGCAUGGAAUUUGUUGAAAUCAAUUCCACCAACUAAUUAAACCCCGCUAACUUGAAGAUUAUGCCUAAUGUCAAAAAAAUCUGGAUUUUGGGUGAGGGUUUAGAGGUUUGGGUUAACAGCAUAUCAGUGCCAAUGUAAAACAAUGCAAACUGACUGCACAAUAAUCAACAACACACAAAUGAAUUGCACAGUGCAAUAAACACAAAGGUGGGGGCGGGCGCUGAUGCGCUUGGACAACCCGGAAUUAUGCCGUACACACACACGGUCAUUUUAACCACAAAACGUGGCGGCAACUAAGCACUUUACACUCAGUCGGGCUUACAACACAUUCCAAAGAUACAAAACAAAUACGUCACCUCACUGCAUAAAUAUGCCACACGAAUAUGAUAUAAACAACACUUGCCAACUAUGAUCGAUAACUACCCGUCGUUGCAACGGCAAAGCUACGAAACGGCCGUGCAUGUAGGGGCUCCAACCUAUCGCUGGAACCCUCCAGAAUGAAGGAAAAAUGUGUUUAUUCAUGGACGUACACAGAUCAUCAUUCCCUCGCACAUCUCAAAAGGUAGCUGCACUCUGCUUGAAUGUAAUGUAUUGUUUUUCAGAAAAGCCACAAUCAAAUAACCCUUUCUGGAUUCUUCACGGAACAAAAGUAAAAAAAAAACAAAAAAAAACAAAAAAACAAUAUAAUACAAUAUAAUAUAUAGGGCUGUCAAAAUUAUCGCGUUAAUGGGCGGUAAUUUUUAUUUUUUUAAAAAAAUUAAUCACGGUAAAAUAUUUGACGCAUUUAACGCACAUGCCCCGCUCAAACAAAUUACAAUGACAGCACAGUGUCAUGUGCACUUGUUACUUGUAUUUUUGGGUGUUUUGUCGCCCUCUGCUGGCACUUGGGUGCGACUGAUUUUAUGGGUUUCAGCACCAAUGUGUAAUUAUUGACAUCAACAAUGGCGAGCUACUAGUUUAUUUUUUGAUUGAAAGUUUUACAAAUUUUAUUAAAACGAAAACAUUAAGAGGGGUUUUAAUAUACAAUUUCUAUAACUUGUACUAAGAUUUGUCUUUUAAGAACUACAAGUCUUUCUAUCCAUGGAUCGCUUUAACAGUUAAUAAUGUUAUUGCUAUCUUGUUGAUUUAUUGUUAUAAUAAACAAAU
Messenger RNA from Corythoichthys intestinalis (scribbled pipefish), 18047 nucleotides. It is a transcript of the gene snx33, whose product is annotated as sorting nexin 33. Gene Ontology annotation, biological process: cleavage furrow formation; mitotic cell cycle; endosomal transport. Gene Ontology annotation, cellular component: cytoplasmic vesicle; plasma membrane. NCBI's taxonomy places the organism in Eukaryota, Metazoa, Chordata, Actinopteri, Syngnathiformes, Syngnathidae. Bases 826 to 2514 code for a protein of 562 amino acids. Gene Ontology annotation, molecular function: phosphatidylinositol binding; protein binding. The record is from RefSeq and is a predicted model, not a curated record. The transcript is spliced from 2 exons.